AUGGAGAUUGGUAAAAGUUUAUUCAUAAGAUUUGGUGGUACGUGGGAAGACAACACAAAUUCGUAUGUCGGUGGUGAGCUAAAAGGAAUAAUUGUCCCACUUACAGUAACGUACAAAGAACUGAAAAAUCGGUUGUUUAGACUAAUGAAAGUCGACCAAAAUGGGUACGACCUGGUAAUUAGGGUACCUUACCACUUGGCAUGCGAUUCACCGCCAAUGUUCGUAACGGAUGACGAUGACCUCCGAUUUGCAUUAGUCCAAGAACAGGUUUCUAAAGUCCCACUGUUUGUAUCGACUAUCCCCCGCGAAAGUAUUGACAUACAGUCAUCUAGAUUAAACCAAGAUGGAGAGCAGUCCAUUCCUAAUGGAGGAUCUGUACCGGAAGAAGGUUCCACGAGGGUAGAUGAGUGGGGGUUGAACGACGUAUACAUGCAGGACAUGUACAGUUCAGACUUACGACAUGCAAGUCCUUUGACAGUAGAACCCUCAUCCAGUGACCCUCGUAAUGUUGCUGGUCAACAAAUACCAGUACCUCAAUCCCCAAGCACCGUGACUAUAGAACAGGCCAAAAGGUACAACCUUUUACCAGGCGGAUCGGAACUGCACGUGGGGAAGAUAUUUGUUUCAAAGCAAGACCUACGUAUGGUGCUGUCAAAUGCAGCGAUGCGAUCUAAUCGUGAAUACAAGGUCAGUAGGUCAACGAAAUCAAAAUUCAAUGUUCGCUGCAUUGACAAUACAUGCAAUUGGAGGGUUGCGGCCCACUCCGUCGGUAAAUCUUCGAUAUUUUGUAUAUCAAAGUAUGUAGAUGCACACACCUGCACGAUUGACAGUGUGAACCACGACCACAAACAAGCGAGCAGCUGGGUCGUAGCGAAUCUUAUUAAGGAUGGAGUUGCUGGAACCGGUCGUAUUUACAAGAUAAAGCAUAUUAAGGAGGAUGUCCGUAAAGAGUACGGGGUGAACAUAAGUUAUGACAAGGCCCAUCGAGCACGAGAGUUAGCAUACACUAUUGUUAGGGGCAGACCGAAGGACUCCUACAUGCAUCUCCAUGCGUACGGUGAAGCGAUAAAAAUAGAGAAUCCAGGUACUAUUUUCCACCUCGAGACUGAAGGUUCGCUUAACUUCAAAUACCUGUUCAUGGCAUUGGGUGCCAGCAUUAGAGGGUUUCAGUCAAUCACAAGGCGUGUAAUUAUGGUUGAUGGCACACAUUUGAAGGGGAAGUUCAAAGGAGUGCUACUAAUAGGUGUCGCCGUGGACGGGAAUAAUCAAAUAUAUCCACUUGCAUUCGCAAUUGUAGACAACGAAAGCGAUGCAUCGUGGAAGUGGUUUAUCAAGAACUUGAAGGACAUGAUCGGAGACCAACAAGAACUUGUAUUCAUAUCUGAUCGACAUGAUGCAGCGUAUGCGUAUCGGAAGUCACAGUUCACGUACUACUGGAACCAGAUACUGUCGAUUGGAUCGGGUUCACUUGCCAAAUACUUACAAGAAAUUGGGAUAGAACGGUGGGCCCGAUGCUACCAAGUUGGUAGAAGAUAUGAAAACACGACGACAAACAGCGCUGAGUCGGUAAAUGCCCUCCUUCGAGAGGCUAGAGAGUUACCUAUCACUAAGAUUGUCGAGUUCAUCCGCGAAUUGCUACAGAGAUGGUUCCACGAAAGAAGGAUUCACUGGUCCACCCAAAACACCUCUCAUUCAGACUAUGCAGAAGAGCGACUUGCAGUACAGUUUGAGAAGUCUCGUCGCUACACAGUCAAACCAGUCGACUGGUGCAUGUUUCAUGUUGAGGACGGUUGA
This is a messenger RNA of Momordica charantia (bitter melon), 1794 nucleotides long. RefSeq lists its product as uncharacterized. The record is from RefSeq and is a predicted model, not a curated record. NCBI's taxonomy places the organism in Eukaryota, Viridiplantae, Streptophyta, Magnoliopsida, Cucurbitales, Cucurbitaceae.